Molecule: messenger RNA, 6712 nt
Organism: Acytostelium subglobosum LB1
Lineage: Eukaryota; Evosea; Eumycetozoa; Acytosteliales; Acytosteliaceae
Exons: 5
Biological process (GO): cell morphogenesis
Cellular component (GO): site of polarized growth; cell cortex
Source: RefSeq, a predicted model, not a curated record
UCAAACAAACAUAUAAUGAACGGAGGCAAUGAAUAUGCUCCGUUCAAUAGGGAUCAUAGACAGAGUGUAUCGUACUCAACAGAACAAGGUCAACAGGCAGUACAACAGAAUGUUCUGAGAGAGGUGUAUAAACAAUUCGAGUUGUUGCUGUUGAAGAAGAAGGCAGGUGACCAAAAGGUCACGCUGCGUCAGGGUCUGCUCGUGUCAAUACCUCAGGUGGAGAAGGUGUCCUCGAUGAACAGCGUGCAGGUGACACAUCAGCUCGAGGUCAUGUCCAAUGUGCUGGUCAAGAUCUCGUCCGAGAGUCUGCACGCCGUGUGCGAGGUGCUGAUCAAGAUGUGCGACACCUACCUCGACGACCCCUACAACAUGGUCAGUCAGAGCGACAAGAAGGGCAAGAUCGAGCUGCCCUCCUACGCCAAGGAUGACAUCGAGUCCGACCUCGAGAUCGUCCUGGCCCACUCCACAUCUGACUCACUCUCUGGCCACGUGCUCACCACAACCCUCACGCGUGAACAGCAGCAACAGGGCGCGACGACACCUACCUUGUUGUCCCCUCCCACGCCAAACACUCAUACUCACAGUCACAGUCAUAGUCACUCAUUAUCAUCAUCAUCGUCACAUGGAUCAUUGGGCAUGUACUCGAGUAGCAACAACUUGUUGUCGUCGCCACCAGGCUCUGGCGCUGCAUCUGCGGCCGCCACACACUCACCUGCGGCUGAAGUUGAACAACCAAAGCAGGAGUACACAUACCAGGCACUGCAGCCAUUCAAUACAUACGCACAAGUGUCGGACGACACGCCUCUGUACCAUCUGCUCAACACACUGUAUCUCAUACUUUCGUCGCAUGCGCCGACGCGCGACGACACCGAGCUGGAUGCUCGAUCACAGCUCGCCACGCUGCCACCCAAGGUCAUCACAUUCUUCUUCAAUCUUCUGCAGUUCACACAGUCACCUCGCAUAAGGUACCGCGCUGCAUCAUGUCUCCAGGUGAUCUCGCUGGCUUCGCUCGACACCAUCUCGCAGCUGUUCAUCACGCGCCUUCAAUCUGCGCGCAAUGAUGACUUUUACCGCGAGUACUCAACGUUCCAGCGCGCGGCCAAGUACCUCGAGUUUGGCUUUUGUCGCGCCAACCAGGCCGACGGCACUUCACAAUACUUUGCAAAGAUGCUCAUUGAGAUGGAGAAAGCGUCACGUGCCGUCUUCAUGCAGGCCAUCCUCUUUACAAUAAUGCGAGCAUGGCCGCGCAUGUUUUCCAACCCGCUGUCACGUGCACGAGUGCCCGCGCCAUUCUGGAACGUCGCGACCAAGAUCUAUGAGCUAGUGCUCAAGUGGACCAAGAAGUCCAAGCUCAAGCAGCUGUGCGUACGCACAUUGGCCAUCAUGUGCUGUGCGUCCGAGGAUGUGGUCCUGGCGCGCAGCGGCGAUCUACUAUCACUCAUUGGCAACUCACUCAAGGAGACCAAGACUAAGCGACCAUAUCUCGAAGCGCUGGUCACACACUUUAAUGGACUCAAAGGUCUGUUUGGAAGCGAGGCCAAGGCACCCUUCUAUCAAGCACAGGUCGAGAUGAUUCUGCCAUUCAUCUUGCCAAAGAAAUCAUCACCAAGUGAUCUCGUCCUCCUUCUCGAGGUCCUUCUCUCCAUGGGACGCUUCAGUCUCAGCAUUGUCGUCUCCAAGUACAUCCUCGGAGUACUCGCGCCAUCAAUGCCUGGCAAGCCACCCGAGUACAGUCUAGAGAGCAAGGCUGUCGUGCUCAAGAUGUUGAGCUCAUUGAACACAGAGUUCCCAGAGGCAAUGCGAGCAUAUGACAGGACAUUGUGGCAGACUUUGGACGUUGUGUUCUCAACAUACGAUGGAGACAGCACACCGAUGAAGUACAUUCUGCUGAACUUCCCAUCGCUGUGCUCACCCGAGUCUCAAAAGGACAUUGGCGACAAGAUUACAAAGUGGACAUGGCAUUUGGAUGGCGAGGUCGCAAUGAUGGCCACGAUCGGCAUCGUCAAGUACCUGUUCAAUCAACCACAGCAGACAUUCCCAUCGAUCCUCUUCCAGAUGCUGACUUACAUCACCAACUACUUUGGCGAGAUUGCCUCACUGUCCAAGGUGGUCAAGAACAUAUGCAUGGUAAUUGAGGAGUUCAUCGCGCUGCACUACCUGCCCAAUGGCGAACGCAAGUGCUCGCCACAAAUCGAGCCCACCAUGUGGAAGAACCUGCGCGAGACGUCCGAGGGUGUUGCGCUGUACCUACUAUCGUCCAACGUCACAUCUCUCUGGCCACAAGUGCUCGAGUUCAUUCAGUUGACAGGCCACGAGAUCUUCCGCGAGAUUGACCGCGCUGACAAUGUGGCUUACCUGGCGGACUACCUUCCACACCGCACGUUCUCGUCCCUUCCAUCCAAGCCGCCUCACUUGGACCUGGACAGCGUGGAGUACAACUGCUUCGACACACUCAUCCCUGCACUCAACCCCGACCUGGCCUACUUCUUGCAGAUACACAAUGGCAACCUGCAGGGCAGCGUCAACUGGGCAUGGACCCGUCUGAGGAAGCGCUGGCACCCCAAGAGCCAACCGAUUGGUUGGAAGAACAACCUGGCCUUUCUACUGCUAUCGCUGCGUCUCAAUACACAGUCGCCCGAGAUCACAGCCGUCGAGGACCAGCUGCUGACCGAGGUAAUGACAUCAUACUUCCAGGAGCGCGAGGGCAAGACUGGCGAGGAGAUGAGCUACAUGAUCUCUGAGCUAUCACGCUACAUCCAUCAAUCGUGCUACGAUACUGUAUUCCGCUUCGUCGAGCAGGAGCGUGGACGCGACCUCAAGAAGAAGAAGAAGGAAGUCUUCUACGUCCAGGAGCACGUCAUUGUCUAUAUCAGCCAGCUGUCUGCACGCAUCACCGUUGCCGACUAUGAUGGCACCACAUCGAUACGUGCGGCACUGCGCGAGGUCACCUACUUCUGGAUCACCAAUGUACAGGUGUUCCAAUCAAUGCCAGCCAUCGUGCGCAAUCACUGUGCCAACCUAUUCAAACAUUUCCUCGCGCUAGACAGCAAGAGCACCAUCCCCAAAAGCGAGAUCUCGCUCAACAAGGCCUCCUACACCAAAUUGAUCUUCCUCUGUUUGCAAAGACUUGGCGCAAUGACCAAUGAGGACACGAUUGAAGGAGAGUUGGAGUUGAACAUUCAGAGGGCAUUCAACUUGCUUGUGUCCGAGUCAUGCCUGGACGAUUACAAAUUGGACAUUGUUGGAUUCUUGAUCAAAUGUCUUGGCUAUGGCAUCCACCUACACCAAUUGAUUGCAGAAUCCAUGGCCAUAUUUUUAAGACGCACUCCAAGCUACCUCGACGAGUUCAUCGAGCGCAGCUUUGAUAACGAGAAGCAACAGCUUGCCUCAUUCACCUUCCUCCGCGCCUUAGUAAUCAACUUUACACAACACUACUCGAGCUGGGCUCACGACUGUCCUCCCGAGAGGCUCGUGCACCUAUGUCUAUUCCACAUGGUAUCGAGUAACGCUGAGGCGAGGAAGCUGGCGUGCACAUUGUCAAACACACUGGGCCAGCAGUCGGAGGAUGGACAGUUCAUGUUGUUCAACUCACAUCAGCUCACGAUUCCCACGGAGAGCGUACCAAACUAUGUGUACAGUCGCAUGGCAUUGCUCUACUCCAACUCAAUCAGCAACAAGUAUCCAUGGAUGACACCACUGCUCUUUGAGGAGGCCGAUCGUCAGUUCCAACAUCUCCCAUUCAAUCACAAACAGUUGCAACUUACUCUCUUGGCACCAUGGGCGCGCAAUUUCUACUGGGUGGUGACAGGUGGCGAAGGCACCCUCACGGCCAAAUCGCUCGAGAACAUGUUGGACUCGUUGCUCAACAUCUCCAUCCAGGCGCGCACCAACCCCAACAUGCACACUGCACUUGAGGUCCUCUGGAGCGAGCUAGCAUCGUCUGGUGACAGCACUGGACCCACGGGCACUUACAACGUGUACAAGCGCGUGAUUGACUUCUUGAAGGAGCGCUAUCACUCGGAGAAGUUCCAGCCCGAGACCAAACACACGUGCAAGAUGGCCAUCUGCUUCAUCUCUCGCCGCUCCAGCUCACACUGGACCUCUGUGAUGGAGUACCUGAUGAAGUCACUGCGACACUACAGUCUGUUGCCGCCAUCACCUAUCCAGUUCGUGCAGGAGUUCCUCAACAAUGCUGAGAACCAGGCCAAGGACGAGCACAUCUCGGCACGCUCCGAAGAAGCCUACAUGUACUUCCUCGAGGACAUGACUUUUGAGUUCCAGCUCAAGGACGUGCUGAGCAUCCCCAAGCUCGUGCCCAUGCUCCUUGUUAACGCCGUGCUCGUGUUUGGUCCGUUCAGUCGCACCGACAAGUCGAUUGGCAAACGCAUCGUGGAUAACAUACUCUACUCACUCGUGAUCCAGCAGCCCACGAUUGGCGAUGACAUCAAGGACGAGGCCAUGCAGCUAGUGACCUCGGACUGGGUGACAUGGCGCGAGAAGGAGCGCAUUCAGUUCAUUCGAGUGCUCCAGACCGCGUUGGGUGACAACAUCAUGGAGAUGUGGGAGCAGAUGGUACUGCAGCUGGCCAUUCGCUGUAGCGACCUCCCCGUCUCACUAUCUGCCUUCGACUGGUACCAAGACAUCCGCACGACUAUUGGCACGAAGAAGGACGGCAUGGACGGCCUGCUCGGACUGUGUUGCGGUCUUUGGCGCGCAUGUAUCAUGGGUAACGUCGAGAAGAUGUACAAGACACUGGGCGUGCUCAAUGCGAUUAUUGCGAAUGGCACACGAUGUAUCAACUCAGACACAUCAUAUUCAAUCAUUGUGCGACUGGGAUCCAUCCUUCUGCACACGUCCUAUCUCUCGCAGUUCAACUCAGCGCUCACUCUACUCAAUCGCACCACCCACUCGCUGUCGGGAACACCCGCUCUCAAAGCCCGCAUCACCGAGGAGAUGAUAGAUAUUCUUGGCGCGGGAAUGAAGACCGAGCAAGUGGUCAAUCGUGGCAUCGGUCAUCCACAGACCGCCUUGCUCACUUUAUGGUUCGCCAAGGAGUGUGCACAGUUCUCCGAGCAGAGGAAACAUCGCGUACAGCCAAGCUCAAUCAUCACAACAGUUUUGCUCACAGCGAGCUGCAUGGCAUCUAUGUCUCCACAGGACCCACUCACACUCGACUUUAUGGACUACCUCUUGGACUCGCCCAGCCAGCAGCUCAAUGCGCAUCUCGACCUCUUGCAUGAGCACUAUCGCUUCGUGUCCAAGUCGAUCAGUCAGCCACCCUGCACCACUGAGGAGUUCAUCGGACUCAUUUGCCAGCACUUCUACGAAGCUUUCGCAGACACCACGCCAGACCUUCUCUCCAAUCUGAUCCGCUCAGUCACUGAGCUAGUCACAUCAUUGAUGGACUCGAGCCGCGAGAAGGACGCUUCAUUCCUGCUGUCAUUCAUCAAGGAGAUGAUCAAGAUAAUGUCUGGCUCAUCGGCCAUCAUCCAGCCUACAUACCUGGUCGAGUUCAUCACGGUGAUAAUUGAGGUGUGCCAGCGCUCUUCGUCCGCAUUCACACGUGCUAAUGCUCAGAACUUGAUCCCAUUCAUAAUGGACAACCUGCCACCGGGAUUGCAGGUUGGCGUGUUUGACUUUGUCAAGCCGUUCACCAAUGGCUUCGAUAGCUCUGUAUCCUCAAUGUUUGGAUUCCAGACCGAAGUGGACUCGGUCAGCAAUCUGUAUACAUCGUUGUAUCUCAUCAACACGUAUAUCUUUGCCGUGCCCGCGGACUCUGCACUCAACAUUCAGAUGAAGCGCAUACUGGAAACAUUCCACAAGGAUAGACAAUCAUCGAGUAUACUACCAACGAUUACCACACCAUUCACUCCCACGAUAAAGAGGAAGCAUAACGUACCAGCUGCGACCACACCUACCAAGCCCGCAUUGGUAUCCAAUGAGACGUCCAAGGCUGUCUACACGCCACCACCUCCCUCUCAACCAGUGCAACAACCGGUUCAGCAACAGGCGCCAGUUCAGCUUCCACCUCAGCCCAAGCAGGCACCGCCUCAAACUCCACCCGUUGUCCAACAACCACCUCCUCCACAACCAUCUCAACCUCCAACCUUGCCACAAAAGCCAUCAGGUUCAUUGUUGUUCAAGAAGCCGCCACCUCCAACUCAUGCUCCUCCACCUCCUACAUCACAGCCACCACAGCCUCAGCCUCAGCAGCAGGCUCCACCUCCAACUCCCCAGGUUGUUGUCCAAACUCCACCGCCAACAACUCAACCAACUCCACCAUCUGGAGCCGGUGGCUCUGCAUUCUUUAAGAAGCCACCACCUCCAGCUAUUAGAAGAGAAUCAUCAGGGCUCUCUCCUCAGACUCAAUCACCUCCGAUCACCUCCACAACACCACUACAGACAUCAACAACACCGAGCACACCAUCACCUCCAGUAUCCUCGCCAUCACCAAUGAGACCACCAUCAGGACCUCCACCUCAACCAGGACACAGAAGAGAGCCAUCAAACUCUGGCCAGCCCCUGCCUCCACCACCAGCUCAGCAACAGCAACAACAACCUCAACAGCCUCCAGCCUUACCUCCAAAGACCACACCAUUGUUUGCUGCGCCACCCAACCGACCACCUCCACAACCAGGAUCAGGACAUCAGAGGACACCAUCAAACACCUCUGGUGCUGCACCACCAGAGCAGCAGCAGCAACAAUCAACUC